Molecule: messenger RNA, 2637 nt
Organism: Lineus longissimus
Lineage: Eukaryota; Metazoa; Nemertea; Pilidiophora; Heteronemertea; Lineidae
Exons: 2
Coding region: 195-2324 (709 amino acids)
Biological process (GO): protein monoubiquitination
Molecular function (GO): ubiquitin protein ligase activity; zinc ion binding
Source: RefSeq, a predicted model, not a curated record
UUCAAAGGAGCGGCCUACAUAGCCACUAAAACAAUAUGAGAACCAAGCCACGGCUGAACAAUCAACGAGAGGCGAAUUUCUACUGGUUCUAACGUUAUAUAGGAAAAGUUGGGGACCCAAAGUGAGAUAUACCGUCUAAAAUCCUGAGUCAAGAGCCAAUCAUCAUCAGAGAGAGAGCUGUUAGAAAACGCAGGAUGAUGGCGUCGAACACAACAAAAGUCAUCAACGUUUGCCCAGUGUGCCUGGAUUCCAAACCACUGAAGAUAGUUGGCCGAUGCAAGCACUGUUUUUGUACUGAAUGCAUCUUGAUCACUCUUGGAAGCCAUGAAGGUGACGAGUUUCCCUGCCCGACGUGUAAGGUGGAGUGCCCUCGCCCGUGGGACGGUGUCAACGGCAUGGUCGAUUUCACCGGGGAGGACGUGGCAGUUGUGGACACUGUGGUGAAAACUGGGCGAAAAGGAGGAUCAGGGGAGAAAGAGCUUCAACCAAUGGGUAGAAGGAAGGCUGGGGCAGAAACAGAACGCCCUCCGAACAAAAGAAGAGGACUAGGGAACGGAGAAAAGAGAGAUGGAAACAAAGCGGGUCAUACCAUGGAUGUAAAAUGUACGAUCUGUCACCACAAGAAGAAGGAGGUCCAAGCUGUGAACUUGUGCGUUGAAUGUGGCAACCUUCAUAUCUGCGAGGAGUGCACAAAGGUCCAUGCGAGGAAUAAAGCGACGCAGGGACAUGUCGUAGUGCGGCUAAGGCAGGAUGCAAUGUGCAAGAAACACGACUCCUCCUUGAACAGUUUUUGUAAUGACUGCGGAACAGCUGUGUGUAUGGUCUGUGUUAUGCUUGACCAUGGGGAGCACACCGUGGAAAAGCUUGUGGAUGUUGUUGACAAAAAGGUUGCUGAAAUGAAAGUCACUUUAGAAAAAAAGCAGGAAAAGCUUAAAGAUCUCAAGGACUUGAAGAAAGACUUAGCACAACUGAAACUAAUGGUGCCUGUGGUUGACAAGCAGGAUAUUUUGAUCAAAGAAAUUGAGGAUCAUGCCCAGAAGUGUAUCGAACAAAUCACAAAAUGGAAGGCGGAGUUGAAAGAACAGGUCAAGGUGGACUACAAAGUUGUCAAGGACAUUCCAGUUGGAUUUGAGAAGUUGUCAGAGAUGGUUGAGGAACUGCAGGCGCCCACUGAGAGAGCAGGGAGACUGCUUACAGAGACUGAGUAUGACCCGGAAUAUCUUUACAAACUGACUGCAUUGAAGCAGGAGAUGGAUGCUAUGGUUGAUGGAGAGGGUGACAUUGAAGAAAAGGGGUAUAGAAAACAGCUACGUGUGCUACAUCGAAAACACCACACCUUUUUUCCGAAGGAAAUACCUUUGAGUUUUGGGAGAUCAGACUGUGCUGAUGAAGAAGAAGAAGAAGAAGAAGAUGAAGAAUACUUAUAUGGAUAUGAUUCUACGGAAAUCUUCAAGAAGACCAUGCAAGUGUCUUCAGAGGAUAUGUUUAUUCCAUGUGUAGCAAACCUUGGUCAAAUGUUUGCAGUCGCUCAUCCAACAAGAUUAGGGGAACCAUCAUUGGCCAUAGACAUCUACAAACUCCCUGGCACCCUAAAACGCACCUUCAAGGAUCACGUCCCCCCGCUGUAUGACAUGUCGUCCACUCCCGAUGGUAAACUUGCUGUACUUUCCAACGGUACAGGAGGCACUGGAUGCAGCGUCAAACUGUUUGAUCCAGACGCUGGUUACAUCAGCUCCACCCGUGAUAUCGACAUAACAGAACCACUUUCCCUUGGUGUGACCCUACAACACCAGUACGUCAUCCUUGGAGGGAACAAAGAGGGGCAGAAAGUUAUCACUGUUGUUGACAAGAGUGGUGUUGUGGAACAUACACAUAAAAUGUACAAAGACUCCAAGGGUGAAUCUGAUGCAGCCUCCACUGUUGCAGUACAUAUCCCCAAAAGGAUAACAUGCGGGGGAAGAUUCGUCUUCGUCACCGGGGACGACUAUACGGCUGCUUAUGAGAUCACAGACACAGAAAUACAUGUACAUAAGACGGUUGUAGUCAAUCAGAAAGUCAAAUACAUAGAUAUCUCAGCAACAAUAUGGGACGAUUUCUUUUUGUUUUUUGUUAAUUUUGAUAAGGUUUGGAUGAGCAUGCACAAGUUGGAUACGGAUGAUGUGAGCAAGAGUGAGUGGUAUCCCAGAGGUGGGAGCAUAAUAUGUGAUCUUGAGCCUGGAGAUGAAAGACCAAUAAGGUUCUCUGCUGGAGAUACUCACUUCGUUAUGAGUCAUGGUCAAACAAUCAGGGUGUACAAGAUUCAACAACGUUUGUUAAAAAUUUGAAAUCUGUGAUUGAAUUUGAAAAUUCAAAUUGUAUAAAUGCAUACUGAAUAUAAAUUUCAACAAUGCCAGCGUUGAGACACAUACAAACACUAAACAUACCAAGUUUCAGCAUAUUUGCCUGCACAAUAACUGCACUAUGGCAUUGUGUAUAACUGCAUUUCUAUUUUCCUGACGUAUGAUUAAAUGCAACGGUGUACCCCUUACAAACAACCUUGGGACUGACAAUGCUGUCCUUAAUAGAGAGGUGUCCUGAUAACAGAGGUCAAGUUGUACAGAAAUGGCCCAUUUCUUAUCUAUGGUUGACAAGCAGGAC